AUGCAACGUGCUCACGGAUUGCCAUUUGCUAAGGAUAUUGCUUUUGUGGAUAGUACUGCAUCCUGUGAUGCCAAUGGGCAUUCUGUAACAAUUAUGCUUACGGCUUGUGGGAUAGGAGCUGUACCAUUAGCUCUUAUGAUCACUAAAGGACAGUCAACUGAAGAUUACAUUGCUGCCUUUACACUAUUGAAAGAGUCUGUACCAUUCGCAUUUUCUUCCCAAGGAUAUCCCAAACAGUUUAUGACCGACGAUAGUGAAGCUGAAAGACAAGCUCUUAAGCAUGUUUGGCCAUCAUCAAAAUCGCUUCUAUGUCGUUUUCAUAUUUGUCAAUCGGUAUGGCGUUGGCUUUUUGAAAAAAAACAUGACAUUUUAAAGGAUGAUAGAAAAGCAUUAUACAAAGCAUUUCAAAAUUGUUUAGUAUCAUCAGAUAUAGAAGAAGCUGAAAAAUCAUUUAAAAUUAUGGCAGGAAUAUGUUCUAAUGAUGAAAAAACAGUAUUUAAUAAAUACCCACAAUGGAUAUCAUAUGUUACCAAUUAUUGGAAGCGAAAAGAAAUUUGGUGUCUUGCAUUCAGAGAUGCAUCAAUGCAUGGACACCAUACAAAUAACUUCAGUGAAGUAAAUGUUAGAAUUUUCAAAGAUAUUGUGCUAUCACGUAACAAGGCAUACAACGCUAUAGCUCUUGUCGAUUUUAUUUGUACAAGUAUGGAAGAGUAUUAUACAACACGCUUAAGAAACUUUGUCAAUGGAAGAUCUGAUAAAUCAAGACUGCUGUUUCAGGACCAGUUAAACCGUGCAGCACAUAUAACUAAAGAUUGGAUAGAGGCUAUGGAUGAUGAUUUAUACAAAGUACAACAAAAAAAUUCUCCUGAGUUUUAUGAAGUCAAUGUGACUGUUGGAUACUGUUCAUGUCCUGUGGGAAAAUAUGGUUCAUUUUGUAAACAUCAAGCUGCUGUUUACAAUUUAUACCACCAUAAAAUGCCAAGCUUACCACCUAUAUGUCAUGAAACACGAUGUUUGCUAGCUAAAUUAGCUUUUGGUAAUGAAGCACAAACAAAUGAAUUUUAUAUGCCUUUAAUUCCUAGUCCGACAGAAAGUCAUAAUCUGAUUCAAGAGUCUAAUACAAUUAAUACAAACAAUAGUAUGCACUGUGAUUUGCUUGAUGUUGAUGUAGAGAGAAAUAUUAUUGAAAAUCAGAUAAAAUACAAAGAAACUGAGGUAAUUGAAAAUGAAACAUUAACGGAAGAAUAUAAAGAACAAAUAGUAAGCCUAAUGACAGAUAAUUUUAAAAAAUUCCCAUCUCCAUCGAUACAUGUUCUUUCCAAAUGUGUCCAGAGGUUAAAAAAUGUAAAAUCUUUAACAGCAUGGGAAUCUUUUAUUGCAACAGCUGGAAGUUCAAUUUCAUUGAGACAUAGGAGCCGAGGUACAAUAACUGUUCAGCCAACUACAAUUAGCAGAAGAAGACCAGGUAUAACGAGGGGAAGUAAACGAUUGCCAGUUGGACGACCAAAAAAAGAAAUGAAAAAAAAAGUAUUAAAGAGAAAUAGAAACUUGCAACAAAAUGUAAACAAAAAUGUUCCAAAUUCAAAAUCGCAUGGAAGUAAUCACUAA
Molecule: messenger RNA, 1608 nt
Organism: Macrosiphum euphorbiae (potato aphid)
Lineage: Eukaryota; Metazoa; Arthropoda; Insecta; Hemiptera; Aphididae
Source: the annotation of a GenBank genome assembly